UAAGACUGAUGCCUAAACCUGCAAGUCAUUUGAUCCACAUACCCUAACACGACAACCUUGCCUGCAACUCCCAUGGUCAUGAAUUCUAUGGCAUAAAUAGUCUUGGAAGGUCCAGAUUUAGCCAUCAACUCCAAACUAAUAGCCUUCACAGGAAAAAUACCACUAUCUCAACCAGAAUUUGCUAACACACCCUUAGCAUGUGAUUCUGCAAUCUCAGUUAGUUAACUUGGAGUGAACAAGUCCAGAGAAAGAAACAACUUAAUAGUCAUAGGAACUCCUUUGGUUGGUGAAAUGGCAUGACAAUCCCUAGACAAUGAUUGUUGGUGCAUUUUUCUUGUCUUAAUGGAGACUUCUUCCAAAUGAGCUUGGUGAUACGCUUGUAGAAGAGUUUGUGGCUGAAACUUCCUCACCUAUGCUCGAAUCUCACUGAAUAAGCCAUGGAUAAAACCAAUAAUGACGGCGAGAUUCAGAGUGCUCCACUUUCGAUUUUAGAAACUCGAUCGCCAACCGAGUUGGGGAUUUACCAUCCACUGCAAAAUUCGUCACCAAUAGUCAAAGAUUUGUCACCUCCUCCUAGUUUCAGCUCGACUCUCCCUUUAGGCGGUCAAAUGGAAUCAGUUCCUGCUUGGGCAACAGGGUUUCUAUUUGGCAAAAUCAAUGGCAGGUUGACUCCAAGCAGUCGUUGCUCCUAUCGGCGAUAGCUUGCGACAGAAUUCUCUAAGUUUCUGUUCCUUCUUCAAUAGCCGAUUCGGUUCCUUCUUCAAUAGCCGUCAGAGAUUGGGACAUCUCCAUGACUCCAAUUCCACAGCAGGCAUAGCAUGUUUGGAACUAGAUCGUUUCACCCCACAUUGAGCAACUUCUACUUCUCCACUUCCAGUGGAGCUCGAUAAGGAUUAAGAACCGAUUCCUUUAUCAACGGAUGUACGUUACUGUGAAUCGGAAAUUCCUAUCUUCUUCGGCGACAACCCAGCGGGAUAGGCUAAGUUGUGUGAGAAAAUGUUCAUUCUCUUUAAUAUUCCCAAUGAUCAAAAGGUGAAGUUAUCAGUAAUCAAUUUUGGCCAUAGGGCAGGUGUUUGGUUCGAGAAUUGGGCUUAUAUGGUCGCUCAGUGUUGGUAUGGAUGGAAUUUGUGGAUAGCUUGUGUAGGCAUUUUGGAACUCUAUUGCAGCGUGCAGAUUACUUGAGUAUGGACAGUCCAAUAACUAACACAGGGAAUGAGAUUGUUGAAUCUUUCCCUAAUGCAACCCUAAUUGUUGGGAAUGGGGGUUUAGUUGUUGAGUUUCAAGAUUCAGAUUCAAGAGAUUUGUUAGCUAGAGGUUGCUCUGCAGAUGUUUUGGGUGGUUGUUUAGUUGUAACAGAAAUGGGGAAAGACGAUGAGUAUGAUGAGCAAAAGACAAUAGCUCCAUACCUUGGCAUUUUAGACCCAUUGGGAAAUGGCAAAGCAACUGAAGUGACUCCUGGUAAUGAGGUUUGCAUCGAAUCAGUAUCGACCCUGCUGCGGCCAAACUUGAAUGAGAACAGACUCAAUGAUGAAGGGGGUUGUGUUGGUUGCAAAGGCUAUGGAAAUGGGUCGUUUACAGUUGAAGCAAGUGGUUUUGGGAGCCUACUGAGAUGCAAUUCCAUUGUGUUGCUUUUGAUCAGUCUCCAGAUAUGUUUGGUUUUAUGGAAAAGGUAGUUCCGAACUAUGCCAAAGAUUAGCCUGCAGAAACAUCAUGCAAGAAGCUCACACUUGAGACUUCUGAGUUACAGGGAAGUCGUGGGUUGAAGGAGCCAACUUUUGAUGAACUUGAAGGCAUAGUGAGAAUCAAACAAGCAGUAACACGAAUGUUCCAAGCAAGAGUAGAUGAGUCUAAAAGAGAAGUUGUGGGCUACGAGUUGGCGUUUAUAAUAGUUGUGGAGCAUUUGGAGCAUAUUGCUCAUCACAACAGGAAAUGUGGUAUGGCAGUGGGGAUGUUGGGUAUCAGAUUUAUCCAACUUACUAUAGUGUUUGUGUUAUUUCUUGUGGCAGGGGUAGUAGUCCUGAUUUCAAUGAAGUAUACAAGGGGCUGGUAUUUGCUAUAGGGGUUGCCAUUUUUGUCAUCUUGGGUAGAAAUCACAACUUGCAACUCAUCUUCUUAUGUUGCCUCACGAGGAGCUAUCACAUGUUGCAACAUUCUAUAAUAGCCUUCCUAUUUAAUCCUUUGUGGUGAUAUCUUUCUGGGUUGUUAUGGGUUCCAAUUGUUUUCAGCCUUGAGGACAGUCCGUUCUCAAGGAGUGGGGAUUGUAAUAAUCAGGAUGAAUUUGUCUAGAAUGUUUAGUUGGGGGGUCACUUUGUAAUUGGGUUGUCCUAUAUAUUGAUUUGUAUGGUAAGGAAGAGAGUUAACGAAUUACAGAGCAACUAAAUACAUAAUUUUCCCCCUCUUCUUCUUCUUCCCUCCACUGCAACUUAUAUGGUCUCUUCUUCCUUACUUUCGUCUUCUUCCUUAAUAAUCCUUCUUUCUCAUGUCCAAUUCCAUGUCUUCUCUGCUAAAUCACCGGAAAUCAAUCCCUCCACUGACCAGUGACCUCAACUCCUAUAGGCCGCGCCACCGCGGCUGUGAAAGCAGAAUGGUGGGCAGAAGUAGUAGCGAUGGCGGCAGCGGAGACCAAUAAAAGGUAUUUUUGGUUUGUGGUUUUGAACAGCAACUGCUCGAUUUUGGAUUAACCCGAUCGCGAACCGCAAAUCGUAAAAAAUUUAUAAUGCAUAUUAGACCGCAAAUCUUACGGUGCAAUUUGGUUCGAUCGCAAAAGCAGUUCGGUGCGAUUUGCAGUGGGUUGACCUCACCAAUGCCCACCUCUAAACGAACUGAAUAUGAUACAGUGGAUCAAGGUUUUUUUAAAUCCUGUUGCCCGUUCCCAAACUUGAACUUCCACGAGAGUCUAUGAACUUCCAAAACUAUGUCACUUGAUCCGAUUUAAGGUUUGUCCUUGAAGAUCACGUCUUUCAAGAACCAGUUAGUCCCAAUAACUCGAGUUGUUGAGAGAGGUUCAAUCGUGAAUCAUAUACUGUUUACUAACACACACCCUCAAACUCAAGCCACUUAGAUAGGCUUUGAGUUUGCACAGGCACAAGUCCGGACAUCAUGUGCUUAACAGAAAUAGAAACAUAUGGGGGUCGUCGAGAUUAGAACCAGUUAGUUCCAAUAACUUGAGUUGUUGAUAGAGGCUCAAUCGUGAAUCAUAUACAGUUUACUAACAACGUCCUCCAAUUCACGGAUGUGAUCUUUGAUGUCAUGGUAGUGGACUAUGAAGUCGCAGUCGAACACUAGCUAGUGACUUGACUAUGAGAGUUUAUUUUUAUCUUCAGAAAUUAUUUGUUUGAUAUCAUGGUCUGAGCACCAAAAUCACGGAGGUGAUUUUUCUCACCUGUUACUGAAGUCAGAUCAUGGACAGGGAUCAUAGCCGUGGUCUUUUUCCUGUUAUCAGAAUCUUUGAUCUUCAACCCACACCUUUGCACUUGUGCCCAAUUUGACUCGAGUCCACUUCAACACUCAAAUAUGUCGCCUCAAAUCUAAUGAAAAUGAAUAUGAAAC
Molecule: messenger RNA, 3549 nt
Organism: Linum trigynum
Lineage: Eukaryota; Viridiplantae; Streptophyta; Magnoliopsida; Malpighiales; Linaceae
Source: the annotation of a GenBank genome assembly